AUGGAAAUAGAAAAUCUUUAUUUUGAUGGCAGAAACCAACUCACCUUUAAUUAUUUAUAUCUUAUUGGAAGUUAUUAUAGUUGUUGUUAUGAUUUUGUUAUUUUAUUUAAUGAUGAUUGUGAUGAUCAUGUAAUGUCUGUUCAAUUACAUAUAAGUAAUAUUAGUGUAAAUGACAAAGAGCAGGCAUCAGCAGGUGGUGUUAUCCUUAUCCAAUUUAAUUUGGAGAUUGUAAUUUGGACCUUUUUAGAGUAUCUUUCAUCACUGUAUAAUAUACAUCCAGCUAACAAUCUCAAGAUUAAACAAAAAACUUUACGUCUUUUAAUAUUAAUCUGGGCAGUUGUUCGAAAGACAGCUGCCUUAUCUUGA
Molecule: messenger RNA, 366 nt
Organism: Heterostelium album PN500
Lineage: Eukaryota; Evosea; Eumycetozoa; Acytosteliales; Acytosteliaceae
Exons: 5
Coding region: 1-366 (121 amino acids)
Source: RefSeq, a predicted model, not a curated record